Molecule: messenger RNA, 750 nt
Organism: Danio rerio (zebrafish)
Lineage: Eukaryota; Metazoa; Chordata; Actinopteri; Cypriniformes; Danionidae
Gene: mycbp2
Product: MYC binding protein 2
Biological process (GO): protein ubiquitination
Cellular component (GO): cytoskeleton; nucleus; axon
Molecular function (GO): ubiquitin protein ligase activity
Source: RefSeq, marked validated
GACAGUCAGCGACAUGAACAGGGAAGGAUGAUGAAGCUAAGAUGGCAGCGCUACUAGGGGUGCUGUCUUUACGGGGUCAAGAAAAACAGCAGGAAUAAACGCAGAGCACGGACGUCAGCUCGCGCAUUUGAGUUAUUUCACUUCGGCCAAUUGAACGUGGUUGGAUCGCCUGCAAUCGGGGAAAUAACGGUUGAUUCGGCCGAUCCGGCGCAGGAAGGGACGCGUAUUUCGCAGUCGCAGCAGAGCGGCUAACCGUAAACGUCGUUUCAAUCGGGGAUACUCGGAUGUAAUUCGCCGGGCGUUUUGCGGGUUUGCGGAGAGGAUUUAUGGAGUGCGACUGGGACUUUUAGCUCUGUUGAUUGACAGUGUAAUCUAAUAUAUGCGUUGUUCCCCUAAACGAUGAUGUGUGCUGCUGCGGCAGCGGGUGCCGGUGGAAGCGGGAUUCUGUCCUCCUCAUCCCACUCCAUGGGGCUGGGUGUCAGGGUCAUCCCCGGAGCUGGAAACGAUUUCGCACCGAUCGGAUCAGGGAUGGGCUCCUGUCCCGUUGUAGGGGCCCGCUCGGAUUGUCGGAGCCGCUACCAGCUUCUUCUCUCAGGGCGAGCACUGGCGGAGCGGUACCGGAGGAUUUACACCACCGCGAUCAACGACAAAGAGCAGGGGCUCAACCUCGGCAGGGGGAAGAAAGCUUUGAGCAAGAAGAAGCUAAAAAGGAGGCAAAAAGUCAAAUCAAAAGUAAAAACAAGAACAAAG